AUGAGUGAGAGAAUAAGCCACGCCAGAUGUAAAGCAAUACUUAAAGCAAUCGAAUGCGAUACAUCAGAAGAUGAAUCUAAAUUAUUCACUAAAUUGUACGGAUUACUGGUUAUGUCCAUAAGAAAUAAGUAUAAUGAUAUAACAGAAUCAGUUAAAAGUAGGAUUAUAUCUGUAUAUAAGAAAAGGAAAGGAUUUAGUCUAUUUAUAUCUGGAGAGUUCUUAAAUGACUUAAAGGCCCAAUUAAAUGGGGAUACUUUAGAUAGUGAUAAGGAAUACUUAGAAAAGAUCCUUAAAGUUAAACUAGGGAGAAAGAAAAAGAGUGAAGUAGAAAUAAAAGAAUUUAAAGAAUUUGAACCAGCACUUAAAACCAGUGAAGGAAGUGUGCGUGGGGGCAAGGGCAGUAGCAAGAGAAGAAUAAAGAGCGAGAGAAGUAAAGCAAAAACAGAAUCAGCUGAUUACAUCAGGAAAAAGAGAAGAGAAGAUAAGGAAUAUUAUGAAAGGCUUAAGAGAAUGGAAGGAUUACUUAAGAAACAAUGAGUAAUAAGUAAUAAUUAAAGAACCAUGCGCAAUAAGUAAUAAUUAAGAGAGAAUGUGUAAUAAAUAAUAGAAUAUUAUGU
This is a messenger RNA of Nematocida parisii ERTm1, 617 nucleotides long. RefSeq lists its product as uncharacterized. Bases 1 to 537 code for a protein of 178 amino acids. The record is from RefSeq and is a predicted model, not a curated record. The transcript has a single exon. Lineage: Eukaryota; Fungi; Microsporidia.